AUGUUUUAUUCUCACGAGAUCCUCAACAGCACCCAGUAUGGGGUUGCUACUAUUUGGCUGGUGGCCACAGUUGGCAAAGGAACCCAGAAGAGACUGACCAAGAAGGCGAUCCAAGAAGUCAAUGUUCCAAAGGCGUGCGAGAAGAUAUUGGACCCCGGAGCUCCUCUUGCUCUCCGUCUCCAAGGAAAUCUACUCUAUGGCGUUUCGCGUGUUUUCGAGCAGCAGUGCGCCUAUGUCCUCACGGAUGCCGAAAAGACCCAGUCUGACAUGGUGACUUUUUUUCGCAUCAUUUCAACCAGUGAAACUGAUCCGCGAGCCGGAAAGACCAAGCGUCAGAAUAUCGUCUUGCAAGAUGAUCCUGCUUUUGAUCCUUUUACCUCACUUCCAAACCUGAAUGUGCUGCAGUGGGACAAGGAUCUUGUGUUAUUUCCAAGCCAGGGCGGAUCAAGCAAGUUCUCCCAGAUGACACCGCUCGCGGCAGCUGGUAGUCAAGGUAGCUCUUCGCCACGCCACCGCUCUGCACUGAUCAAUCUUGAGCUCCCACCUUCUUCACAGUCUGCUGCAAGUUGCCGUCUUCCCUCAGAUUUCGGCAGACUCAGCCCUUUGUUCGGCAAAUCAAUUCACCAUUCCGACAGCAUGGCUGAGUUCCAGCCGUUUGGAGACGAUGAAUUUCCAUCCAUCUCGGGAAUCGGCUUCGAAUUUGACGCAGAGGGUAAUCUCGUUAGCAUUCUCGACCAGGAUCUUGAGCCUGAGCCCGAACUGCCUCCUCUUCCGGCUCCGACAAAGACUACAAGCAGUCUUGGGUUGCAGGGAGUGAUGAAAGACGAUGACCAGGUUCUCAUUUUGGGCGAAGAAGAAAAUCUACUUGAUUUGGGGGACCAAGCAUUGCAGGGUAUGGAUGGUCGUCCGGCAAAUACUUCGAUUCAGCUGCCUGCAGAGAUCCAGACGCAUAGAAGUGAGCGAGCAGAAGCAGACACUAAUCAAGCAUCUGCUAGGAUGGCUAGAUCGAGACGGGUCAACCCAGAUGCUAUGAUGGAUGAGAGAAUCACAAUUUCUAGCCGAGAACUCAGAGAUUGGACUGAAAACUACUUUGCAAACGCUGAAACUCUCCGUCAGCAACAGCGAAAGACCACCACCACUCUUGGCCAAGCGAGAAAGAAUGCUGUGACACUCCUCUACGACUACGGUGUGGCCAGUGUCGGGGCAUAUCAUCGAGCAGAAGGUCUAUUCCAUCCCUUGGCAGCUAAUUUUGCCGGAAUCGCGUUGAAAGCACGCCUCCAAGGCAAAGAGCCAGAUGAGAUCGAGCAGCUUGAGCCUGCAAAGAGAGGCCGCCGACGCAAAUCAGAUGAAGCUUUCGAAGGCGAACUUGAUGAUGACGAGCGAAACACAAAGCAGCGAGUUGUUGAGGAAGUUGAAUUCGGUCGAGGCGAAAAUCAGGAUGAAGCACACAUCAUGUUUGAUGACAACUCUGUUCCCGAGAUUGGAAUGGAGGCCGAGCCGCCAAUGGAAGAUCGUCACUCUUCCUCAAUGAUGCCAUGGAGCCGACCUGGCUCUGCAGUUCCAGGUUCUUCCGUCCGAGGCAGCGCCCAGAAGCCAAAGACCGCCCCCAGUCCUCUCCUCGGACGUGGAAGUGCCCUGAGCUCCAUCGACCGCCAUAGCGAUCCCGCCGAGCCGUUCUUUGGAGUGGACGACUUUGGUUCUCAUGACUCAUCUUUUCAACUUGGUGGGCCGGUUGGCCCUCUUGACUACGAUCGAGACAAUGCCACUCAAUUUUCGACUCAAGGCCUCGACGUCACCAGCCAGGAUUUCUUGGGAUACGUAGCCGAGCAGGCCGCAAAGACAGGCGUGACCUACGGCCGGGACAAGAAGCAUCGUCAGUGGAUCGAGUUCAAAGAGCUGGCCGAACCAUUUACUCACCCUAGAGCCGUUGCCGCUCAAGCGUUUCUACAUCUGCUGUCUCUGGCAUCGAAGAACGUCAUAUCGGUCCAUCAGGAAGGUGCGAUGGCCAUGCAGCCAUUUGGAGCCAUUCACAUUGGAAUAAACGCCUCUGUCAAUGAAAUGGUUGAGACGCAGCCGGAGUCUGAGGAUGAGCUUGCUUGA
Molecule: messenger RNA, 2100 nt
Organism: Trichoderma gamsii
Lineage: Eukaryota; Fungi; Ascomycota; Sordariomycetes; Hypocreales; Hypocreaceae
Exons: 4
Coding region: 1-2100 (699 amino acids)
Biological process (GO): synaptonemal complex assembly; replication-born double-strand break repair via sister chromatid exchange; mitotic sister chromatid cohesion
Cellular component (GO): synaptonemal complex; cohesin complex
Molecular function (GO): chromatin binding; protein binding
Source: RefSeq, a predicted model, not a curated record